Messenger RNA from Papilio machaon (common yellow swallowtail), 1034 nucleotides. RefSeq lists its product as uncharacterized. The record is from RefSeq and is a predicted model, not a curated record. The coding region runs from base 114 to 1034 and encodes 306 amino acids. The transcript is spliced from 4 exons. Lineage: Eukaryota; Metazoa; Arthropoda; Insecta; Lepidoptera; Papilionidae.
GCAAAAGACAAGCAAAGUCAAGGAAGAAAAAUGUCACCUAAAAACUUUACGAAGACUACGAUGUGAAAAUUUUGUAAUAAAUAUUUUUAUUGAACAUUAAUAAAACUUAAAGCAUGAACAAAAACAGUACUAAUGAAUGUAUACCGUGUCCGCCUGGUGAUUCGUGGAUUACGUGUAGAUCGAAGUCCCACCACAGGCGAAUAUAUUAUUAUAACACUGUUACCGGUGAAGCAAUAUGGAAUUUAACCGAUUUUGAGAACGAUAAGUGUAAGAAGACAACAAAAGAAAGUGUUGACGCCAGAGACCAUUCAGACAGCUAUCCAGAACCAAAGGAACCACCUCGCGACAUUUGCAGAAAAAUCUUUAUAUCUGAAUCCAAUGAACAAAACAAACAUACUGAUUAUACAAGUACAACUUUUAAUGAGUGCACCAUUAAUGAACCAUAUCUUGAGCACAAUUUAUCCCAUAAUUCUAAAGUUCAGAGAUGUGAUAACAUAAAUCAAAUGAAUGAUUUCAUGCUUAGUGUUCCAAUGGCACCAACAUCAACUCCCAAUAAUUCUCUCUCCUUAAUUAAUCAGCCGCAAGUUAAAAUAGAGCUAGAUCAUAACAAUGUAGAGGAGUUUAAAAACAACUAUGUGCAUACAACCUCAAUGCCACUUAGUAAACGUUUUGAAAUAACAAAAAAUAUAGAUAGUCCUAUCCGCUUUGUCAUGCCGGGUGAAGAGGAGAAGUCAACAGCUCUAGAAGUUUCAGAAAUUGAUACAGUUACACAGGAGGAAAUUGAUCCUUUACCUAGUAAAUACCAACAAUUAAUUGUUGCUAGAGAUUUGAGGCAAAUAAUUUCAUUAAAAAGACAGUCAAAUGUAACAAAUAACAUUGGACAACAAAUAGAUUAUAACAGAACCAAAAUUAAUAGCAGUAUUAUUGGGAAUUUGGGCAUCAAUAAUUUUGAAGAGUAUCAAACAGACAAUAUAAAUCAAAAACUUUUUACGCUGAACCUGGAUAAGGGAGAAAAUGCUAUAAGCAACAGAUAA